AUGACUUUCACCAGGGUGCUACACGUCGCGGCUCUGGUCCUGAUGCAAGGGGAUUUUCCAGGAGCUGGCAGCGAAACCGUAACUCUGAAGGAAGGAGAGGACCUAAAUCUCCACUGCACCCUCGGCAGUGACAACGGUUCUGCCCAGCAGUGGUUAAAUCCUCACGGGUUCACCAUUUUCCUAAGCAACCUGCGGGUUUUAAGAGAUCAGAGGUACAAACUUCUCCAUCAUUCAAAGGACGAGUUAUCCAUCCAACUGUCUAACGUAACAGUGCACGAUGAAGGCGUCUAUAAAUGCUUCUACUACGGCAAGCCAUUCAAAAGCAAGGAGGAGACUGUUAAGGUAUUAGCUGCUCCUUCUAAUCCAGCACUGAAAGUAUCCCAAGACACAGAAAGAAGUAUUACACUGUCCUGCUAUACUCAAGGAUCUAAACCACAACCUCAGAUUUCCUGGCUGUUGGACAACGGGAUAGAGCUCCCUGGUGACACUGAGCACAAGUUAGAAGCUGAUGGGAAGAAAUGGACCACAACCAGCACGCUGACAGUCCUCGCCUAUGGGCCCAACUCAACAGCCAGCUGCAUCGUUCGCCACCGAGCACUAAGAGAAGAGAAGCUGAUGGCAUCUUUCUGGUUUGAGGACCUCCCUAGGACAGUAACAAAUACAAAUCCUGUGCCAGAGGUGGACACACGUGUCUCCGAGAACGAGCAAUCUACAGUGACCACAGCGGAGUCAGAUCUGAACGGCAGCACAGCCUCCGCUCCAGGCUACCCACAGCAUACUGGAUUGGAACAACCAACCACCUCUUCUGCAGUACCAGAGGAUCCAGUAAUUACCAGCUCAGCGUCGACACCAACCCAGCAAAACCUCCAACCCAAUUUCACAUCUGCUUGGUCCGAAGUAACACCAACUGCAGCAGGAAAGGAAGAACUGGCCGGUUCCUCGAGUGAUCGCGUCCCCAACGGGACUGCAACAGCAUUUGGUGGCAACGUCACAGAAGAGGAACUUUCCAGGACAGAAGGCCCAUCAUCACCAAGUGAAAAAGUAACUGUGAUUUCCAUCGUCACCUUCGAGCAAGAUCUGAAGUCUGAAGGCAUCAAAAAGAGAGAGAGUAAUCUCCUGCUGCCCAUCUUGGUGGCUGCUCUGAUUUUCGUGCUGCUCGUCAUCGUCCUGCUUUUUAUGAGGAAGCUGAAAAAAGCUCAUGGAGUGUGGAAGAGAGAGAAUGAUGUUUCAGAGCAGACACUGGAGAGUUAUAAAUCCAAAUCUAAUGAAGAAAGUCCAGGCCACGAGAAGAACGGACACGUUGUCAAUCAGAAGUCCAAUGUGCAGUAUGUAACAGAAGGAUACACGGAAACAACGCAGAAGAAUCCACAAGACCAAACCAUUGCAAGAAGUGACAAACUGUUUGGAUGCGGAAAGGAAACGGAUGUAUAG
Tauraco erythrolophus (red-crested turaco) is the source of this 1431-nucleotide messenger RNA. RefSeq names its product cytotoxic and regulatory T cell molecule (gene CRTAM). Gene Ontology annotation, molecular function: signaling receptor binding. Lineage: Eukaryota; Metazoa; Chordata; Aves; Musophagiformes; Musophagidae. Gene Ontology annotation, biological process: cell recognition; positive regulation of natural killer cell mediated cytotoxicity directed against tumor cell target; detection of tumor cell. Gene Ontology annotation, cellular component: plasma membrane. The record is from RefSeq and is a predicted model, not a curated record.